Messenger RNA from Daphnia pulicaria, 7381 nucleotides. RefSeq names its product signal-induced proliferation-associated 1-like protein 1. The coding region runs from base 756 to 6401 and encodes 1881 amino acids. The record is from RefSeq and is a predicted model, not a curated record. Gene Ontology annotation, molecular function: protein binding; GTPase activator activity. Lineage: Eukaryota; Metazoa; Arthropoda; Branchiopoda; Diplostraca; Daphniidae. Gene Ontology annotation, biological process: regulation of small GTPase mediated signal transduction; activation of GTPase activity. The transcript has 10 exons. Gene Ontology annotation, cellular component: cytoplasm.
AAAAGAAGCUCAAGAAAGAAUAGAAAAUCUAUUCCACAUCAAAAGAUUUCCAGUGAGAAGAAGAAGGGGGGCUCGAGCCGUGUGCUGCUGCCUUAACGGGCCCUGGAUGGAAGGAGUGGGCGGAGUCUCAUCGUCGUCCGUGUAGUACAGAAAGAAAACCAACGGCGGAUGAGGUUCUUUUCUCUUUUUUUAUUUUAUUUUUUGGCCUUUUUUUUCUCUCUCCUCUCGGCUGUUUGUGUGUUUCACUCGCUGCUGCUGCUGCUGCUCAGUCGGUUCUCCCUACUUGGACCUGACGGCUGCGUGUUUUCGACUCCGCCGCGUGUGUCCCGCCGUGUGUGUCUGUGUGUGUGUGUGUGUGAUGCGUUGCUGCUCGAGCGUCACCUUCAUCCGCAGUCACGGGGCGGAUGUGUUUCUGUGUUGAGACAUUUAUUAGAGAAGGAAGAAAAAAGACAGUCCAGCCGAGUUCACUUGUGUUGUUUGUUAUCUCCUCAAACCUCCAAUGGAUACGUCGACCGGUACCAGCAGAAUUUCGUGAAAACUGUGAGAAAACAACCGACAUCUUUGGUUUUUAUUUUCGCAGUCCUGGAACAUUUUCAGACGUCGCACCCCACCCUCCGUUUGUGUGUCUUGGAGAGCCACUCGGUGAGAAAAGGGGCGGUACCAAAGACAGAGAAAGAGAAGGGGGGAAAGGCGGAGGUUUGACAUAGGAAGCCGGAAGGAGAAUCCGGAUGUUGGGGAUAAGAUGAGCGAAUGUCAUGUCGACAGUAACAGCGUCCUCCUCUUCUUCUUCCGCCUCUUCGACAUCCAUGGCGCCUUCACGCUCGGCCACUGCCAACUUGACGGCCAAUAACAAAAUGGAAUUGGUUUCCACCGGAGAAUCCGGCCCACCCGUUAGAAUGUUUCAUCCGACGACGACGGCUCCCCCGUCGGCCCACCAUCCCCAACAACAACAACAGCAGCAACAGCAACAACAACAGCAACAGCAACAACCUCAGUCUCAGUCGCCUUACCGAUUCGGAGCUCCCGACAGCCGAGCCUCGUACAGAGAACAGCGCGUGAUGGGCAGCGGCCGCUCCAUGACGGCUCACAAUCAUCCGUCCGGAUCCAGCGGCGGUGGUGGAUCAUCGUCGUCGUCAUCAUCAUCGACCGGGCCGUGGCACCCGACCAACAAUCAUCACCAGUCGGGUUCUUCUGACGCCGGCCAAAAGUCCGGCCGCUCCUUCAGUUCCGGUAUGGCGUCUCUGAGUCGCUCCAACGGCAGUCUGGCCGGCACCGCCAACAAUUCAACUCAUCCCGCCGCCUCCUCCUCCAACAGCGAAACGGACGCCAACGGCAACAGCAAACCGCGUUCCAGAACUCAGACUCCUGGGAACGUUGGAGGAGGGUCCUUGUCCGGAUCGAGCGCAGCGGGAGGUGGUCCCCACGUCCUGCCGAGUCCCGUCAGUUCAAACGGUUCCGGCAAGCAGCAGCAGCAGCGACAGCGCGGCGAUUUCGGCGGCAGUCACGGCUCACUGGACGCCCUGGCCAGCGGAGCCGAGCGCGAAAGCUUUUUCGCCCUACUGCGCGACCUCGGCGCCCAGAGCAGCGGAAGCGGAAGCAGCAGCAAUGGCAACGGCAGUCUGGUGCCCAGUCGCUCGUCGCCCGAAAGAGAUUUGGACGAUCCCGUUCACGCCAAACCGGUCGGAUGCGCGCCCAGCCGGCUGGCCGAGCUGCUCAAGCCCAACUUUCAUUCGACCAGGGCCGCCGUGACUAACACGCAAUCGGAGCCAGCCGGAACGGCUCUACCGUUGCCCACUGGCUCUUACUCUUUGGCUGUCCAGCAACAACAGGCCGUCAUGCUCCGGCGCAGCACGCCGGAGCCUCCAGUCGGAACAGGUGUCCAGCCACCGGUGAGCCGAAGCGCCACUCUGCCGGCGGAUGCAUCCAGUCCGAAACCCCGUUCCAAAUUCCAGCGAUUUUGGGACCGUGAUCGUUCCAACAAGGAGCACAAACCCUCCAGCAUUCCGGCGACGACGACAGCCAUCGCCGCCUCGGUCGUGGCCGUCCAAACCGGCGCGUCUUCCUCCUCUUCGGCCAGCAACUCGACGUCGAGAUCCGCAUCGGAGCCGUCCAUCUUCAAGCGGCUGCGCGGCGGCGGUGGCAACGCGUCCAGCGGCAGCGGCUCUUCCUCGUCGUCCAAUUCCAAGGGACUCAACGGGAUCUCAGGAUCGCCGGAACCGGAUCUGUCGACGAUGGAGCGCGACGCCAGCGACAUGGAGGCCAGACUGGACGAGCGGCUCAAGCGCAAAGCUUUUGCCCAUCACGACUGUCAGAGCAUGAGCGUCAACUUGGGUUACGCCGCCCGGCUGCGCGGAUUACUGGCCCAGCGCCGCAACACCACGACAGGAGCGUCGGCCGCCUCGAUGGCGUCGGCCUCUUCUUCUUCCGCUUCGUACAACUCCUCGUCAGCCAUGGCUCAUUCGUCGUCGCUGGCCGCCGCCGCUUCGACCGGCUCGUCCGGCAGCCUGUCGAGCAGCGGCAAAGGCAAAUUGAAGACGCAGAUGAGUUUCCCUCCUCCGGCGGAAGUGGCGCUGGAUGCCGUUCCACCGACGGCGCCCGUCGACGAGGUGGACACGGGCGACGGCAAGAGCAACCAGCUGCUGCACAGUUGCCCGUUCUUCCGCAACGAGUUGGGCGGCGAGCCCGAGUGGUGCGUCGGCGUCUCGAGGUGUUCCAGCCCGCAGCUCCAGCAGCCGCAGCAGCAACAUCCGUCGCCGACUCUCCUCCAUCGUCCCAUCAGCACAUACGGUGUCAGCGUCCUGGAAUUCCCGCCCGGCAAAUCGCACUGGCGGCACGGCAUCUGCCCCUAUCAGAAGCAGCCGUCCGUCCUGGAACGCGGCGACCAGGGCGCCUUCUACUACGGCAACCAUUUCUACGCCCAAGAACAUCAAAAUUGGUUUGGAAUGGACGAGAACCUUGGGCCGAUUGCCAUCAGCAUCCGCCGUGAGAAGAUGUCGCCCAGCGAGAGCGAGUCCAGCAGCGGCCACCACCACAAUCACCACAACCACCACCACAACACCCAUCACAGUCACCUCAAGGAUCAGUACAUUUACAGGAUCAUCAUCCGGACCAGCGAGCUGGCCACUCUGCGCGGGACGGUGCUGGAAGAGGCCAUCCCUUCGCUGAAGCCGCCUGGACCCAAAGGUCUCUCCCUGCGCGAAGUCCUGGACAUGGUCUCGCCGGAAAUCCACCUGCCUUGCCUGCGGCUGGCCAUCCCGGGCCCCACUACCGAGCAGCAGCUUCUCAAACUGGACCAGCAGGGAUUGUCCAACCACUACAAGGUGGGCAUCCUCUACUGCAAGGCCGGCCAGUCGACCGAGGAGGAAAUGUACAACAACGAGGAGGGCGGCCAGGCGUUCGACGACUUCCUCAACCUGAUCGGCCAGCGUGUUCGCCUGCGGGGCUUUGAAAAAUACAAGGCCGGCCUGGACAACAAGAUGGACUCUACGGGCCUGUACUCGCUGUAUUCGCAGUACCAGGAUCGCGAGCUCAUGUUCCACGUCUCGUCGCUGCUGCCGUUCACGCCCAACAACCGGCAGCAGCUGUUGCGCAAGAGGCACAUCGGCAACGACAUUGUGACGAUCGUCUUCCAGGAGCCGGGCGCCCUGCCUUUCACGCCCAAGAACAUCCGCUCGCAGUUCCAGCACGUUUUCAUCAUCGUCCGCGUCUUGCACCCGUGCACCGAGCACACGCAGUAUCAGGUGGCCGUCAGCCGCUCCAAGGAGGUGCCCAUCUUCGGGCCGCCCAUCCCCGGCGGAGCCACUUUUCCCAAAUCGCAGGCCUUUGUCGAUUUCUUGCUGGCCAAAAUCAUCAACGCCGAACACGCGGCCCAUCGCUCGCAAAAGUUCGCCACCAUGGCCACGCGGACGCGCCAGGAAUACCUCAAGGAUUUGGCGACGAAUUACGUGACGGGUAACACGUUGGAUAGCGGAUCAAAGUUCCCAAUCUUGACGUUCAGCAGCCGCAAAAAGGAGCGCCUCAAACCGAAAUUCUUCCCGGACGCCGUCCAGGCGGGUGCCAUUUGCUGGCAAGUGUCGGUGGAUGACUUUAGCGGCGGCGGCGGAUCGGUCCGGCAGACUGACAGCUUGCUGGGCAUCUCGGGCGACAGCCUCGUCCUCGUCGAGGAGAGCACCAAGGAGUGCAUCUGGGCCGUCUCUUGUAAAGCCAUUCUGGGAUGGACGUCGUCAACGUCCAGCAUCAAACUCUAUUACCAUCAAGGCGAGUGCAUCACCGUCCAGGGACGAGAUUGCGAAGCGGAUGAGAUCCCCGAAAUUGUGGCCCGUCUGCACGCGGUCACGUCUGGCUGUGGCACGCGUGAGCUCUCGCUCCGCAGGAAUGCCGUCGGGCAGCUAGGAUUUCACGUCCAACCCGAUGGAUUGGUGACGGAAGUCGAGCCUCACGGGCCAGCCUGGCAGGCGAGUUUACGCCAAGGCUUCCGGCUGGUGGAAAUCUGCAAGGUGACGGUAGCGACGCUCAACCACGAGCAGAUGGUGGACCUGCUGAAAACGUCGGCCAUCGUCACGGUGACGGUCCUGCCGCCCGUCGAUCCCAACACUCCCCGACAGGGUUGCACGCUCCAGAGCUGCUCCUACAUCGUCGGCAGCAUAGACGGCGAGUACGACAACGUCGACGUCGCCGGCGAGGGGAUGGAGAACGGAAACACGACGAUACGCAGUUCGGGAGCUGUCCAGCAGCAGUCGGUUUCGAUCCACAGCCGGCGGUUGCGCUACGAGCGUAGCGUCUCUCCACCGCGAUCCAGCAGCAGUUCAGGUUACGGCACGGGCAGUAGCUCUCGGUCGUUCACAGUCCAGGGAGCCGCCGCCCUAGCCGCUUCGGCUGCCGCUGCCGCCGGCGGCCCGACCAUCUCGGCCAUCGUCUCGACUCACCCGGAAGGCACUCUGAAAUCCACUUCCAGCGGUCACUCCAGCGACGAUCCGUGGUACGAUUUCAUGCCCGAAGUGCUGGAAGCCGAACUGCUCAGCAACGGACCCGGUGGCUCCACCACUUCGCCUCCGCCCCUGCCGUCCAGACAGGGCCCUCCGCCCAGUCGGCUCCGUUCCGGACACAGCUGCGAAAACUUCACGCCCCCCGCCAUUUCCGUCCACCAACCCUCGCCGGCCAUGGAGAACCUCCAGUCGAGCAGGAGUCAAGAUCCGAUUUUCCCGCACGACGGGUCGUCGCCCGUCAAGAACCGGCCGACGGGACCGCCCAGCAGCGUCUAUUCCACUCCGCCAACCAAAGUCAAGCCCAUACUGGAGAGUCCCAGUCUGGUGGGCCGGAUGAGCAACUACGAAGACCUGCGGAGGCUGCAGCAGACGACCAGCAGCUCUUCGGCCGCCCCGCAAGAAACCGCCGGCGGUAACAGUAAUAAAGUCCGUCCGCUGAAUCCGCCCGAUUACCACCACGCCAUGCAGAGUCGUUUGGUCGCCCUGAAGACUCCCGACCAGCAGCACGGACCCAGUCGCAAAUCGCCUUCGACGUCCACUUACGCUUCGCGGAGCGAGGACGAGCUGUCGGCCGGAAGCGCCAACAGUUUGUCGCCUCGCAGCCGCCGGAAGCACAGCAAGAGCAACGGAGCCGGAAAUUUGACUCCGUCGAGCGGCAGCAGCCGGAAUCAGAGCCCGCGGAUGUUCGUCGAGGCCAAACUCAAGUCCAACGCCAACGGAAGCGUCUGCAGCGGCGGAAGUGGCGGUGGCGGAGGCAGCGGACAGAAGCGGUGCAGCACAAAUCUCCAGGAAGAGCUGCUGAGGUUGAUCAGCCCGGAUGCGGUUGACGAAGUCACAGCUGACAUUGACUCAUCCGUCAUUGUCACUCACGCUCGGCCGGCCAACGCCGUCCUCUCUUCCGCCAAUUCAUCCGUCCAGUCGGCCGACAUGGCCGACCUUCCCGACUCGGAGGAGAUGGACUGGUCCCGGUUGGUCCACGCCGCCGCCAGGGCCAUCCAGGGCACCGCGUCCUCCAUGGUUUCGGCUCCGGAAGACGUCGAAGAUGAUCUGAUGGACGACGAGAUCGAAGAGCCGACGCGAGACGGAAGUGACAACCAAGAUUCGCUCACCUCUUGGAUCGACGACGUGACGGAAAAAUUACGACUGGAAGCCGAGUCCGCCGAUAGUCCUCCUGGAGGAAUCGGUUCGACUCUGGUGAUGGAUAAUGUAGUGCAAUUGCGGAUGAAUCAACUGGAACAGCACGUCGGAUCGCUAGAGAACCGGCUCCGCGGUGAGGAGGAUCGGAGGCAAGCCCUCGAGGCGGAGAUCCGCCGGUUGCGGGAAGCCAAUUCUCGUCUUGCCGGCGAGUCGCAGACAGCCGCCCAGCAACUGAAGCGCUUUACUGAUUGGUUCUUUCAAACUAUCGAACGACCUUGAUUGAGUGAUUGUGACUUGCAGAUAACCCAAAUUCAAAAUUUUUGCGGCCUUAUCCACUUACGUCAAAACAAGAAAUCACCACACACACACUCCUCUUUCGAGUGGUGUGUGUGUCGUUUGCAGUUCUACUUUUAUGUGGUCUUGAAAAAUUUCGUCUAGCGCAUUUUCUAUCGGAAACAACUUUGUUUUUCAGAUCAAAUUCCUUUGGCCUUUCCCACCAACAUCAAACUUGUCUCUUCUUUAUUCUUUCCCCAUUUUUUUUUAAAUAUUAUGGCCAUACUCUUUUCUUUUUUUUAAUUUUUUUUUUUAAGAACCAAAGUGUGUUUAUUAUUAAUAACUAUCAUUCGUGAAUGUUUCGUGUCUCUCUUUGUUUCAUAUAACUCCAUCCAUUUACCUGGGCCUUUGUGUACAAAAUGUAUUUCUUCAUUUAUAUUAAAUACUCCUCUUUUUUUUUUGGUCUUGUCUUGCUCCUCCUUUUACAAUUCCAGUAAAAGUUGGUUUCCUUUUGGCUUACGAGGCAGACUCCAAUGUUUUCCUGUCUUGUGUUUUACUUCUUAAUAUUGCGUCUCUCGUUAUUCCCCCAUCAGCAGACUCAUCUUUGUUUUUUCUUUUGUAUUUUUUCUCCCUCCCUCGUCAGGGUUCUCUCACGUUCUACAAAUUUUCUACUCUGCCUCCUCCCACGCCUUUUUACAGAGAUUUGGUAUUCUUUAUAACUGCCCGACUCGUUCGAACAAUCACUACUACACUCUGCCUUUUUUAUACAUACAAAAAAAACUAAGUGAAAUUUGUUGUUCGUUACCUCAUACGGGGUAAUGCAAAAAGGAUCAAUAAUUCUAGCCGUUUUUAUUACAAAAUGUGUUUUUUUUUUCUUCUGUUGUCUCCCAUCGUCCGCGAUACACCGAAUCCGUCUCCUUCAGAAAUAGUAUUUGAAAGAGUUGUAUCUACACAUGAUAAUACAAUGGAUUCGUUUCUUUUGCUUA